Messenger RNA from Klebsormidium nitens, 581 nucleotides. The record is from the annotation of a GenBank genome assembly. NCBI's taxonomy places the organism in Eukaryota, Viridiplantae, Streptophyta, Klebsormidiophyceae, Klebsormidiales, Klebsormidiaceae.
GUCGUUUUUUUGUUUAUCGCAACAUGCACCAGCCCAUCCUCCAGGGCCCGAGCGCUAGCGCGCAGAUAACCCUUGGGUUUGCACCCGUUCUAACCAUCGGCUGCUGGGCCAGCCUCGGCAACCUCACCAGCGGUUCCGUUUCCGCUUCCGUCCGUUUGGAGCCGUACAUCACACAGGGUCUCUCGGUGCACACGCUCGGACCAUUCCAAACGCCGCCGCCGAUCGAUUUAAAAUCUGUCCCCUCCACAAACGGCUUGUGCAAUCAGGGUCACGAUACGCGGCUGAAUCUUCAGACGGGCGUGCUUCCGCUGCGGUUGACAGCGCAGUACCACCUGGCAUCCGACAUCACGGCCACUUUCACAUCAGACGGACAGCCUUGGCAUUCCGACGCUAUGUGGGGGCCGUGGCUGAUGAAGUGGGUGGAAAAGCCCCCGGUGACUCUGAUGUACAAUUGUUAUUGCCUUUCCUGCCCUGUCCCGACUCCAGUCUCUACCGCCUCUUCCGCAAACUAAGCCGCCGGUUUCAACCAAAGUGCCAGCACCAAGCUCGACACCGACACCGACUGCGACACUUCCGCCAGG